AUGAGAUUACACUCCAUUCUAGGCCUCGUUGGCCUGGGAUACCUGGCGUCAGCCUCGAAUCUGCAUGCUCGAAACUACGAAGCGCAAGACUACUACGUCCUUCACCUCGAUCCGACAACUCCUCCAUCACAAGUUGCAGUCAAAUUGGGCUUGACGCAUGAGGGCCCGUUGGGGGAGCUACAAGAUCACCAUGUCUUUUCAUGCCAUAAGCAGGAAGAAGACGUGGUACACACGGCUUUGAAGGAACGACGACGCCGGAAGCGGUCAAUUGGAGGAUACGAUGUCCUCGAUGGAGUCAAACUUGCACAGAAACAGAAGCUGAAGGCUCGUAUGGAGAAGAGGGGGAUAAUACCGCCUCGGCCGGCAGGAUAUGCUUCUCCGAUUGAAGAGAGGCAGACCCCUGAAGAGGCCGCUGUGGCAAAGCAGGCCUCAGUUGCAGCGGCUUUGGGUAUUCAAGAUCCCAUUUUCAAUGAGCAAUGGCAUCUUUUCAAUCCGGUCCAGAUCGGCCAUGAUGUUAAUGUUACCGAUAUCUGGAUGCAGGGCAUCACAGGUCACAAUGCGACUGUGGCAAUCGUGGACGACGGGCUGGACAUGUACAGCGAUGAUUUGAAGGACAACUACUUUGCCGAAGGGUCAUACGAUUUCAAUGAUAACCAACUCGAACCGAAGCCGGUACUGUCCGACGACAAACAUGGAACACGUUGCGCAGGAGAGGUCUCGGCUGUCAAGAAUAAUGUUUGUGGUGUUGGCGUUGCAUGGGACUCUAAGAUUGCAGGCAUUCGAAUUCUGUCUAAAAUGAUCACUGACGCCGACGAAGCUAUUGCUAUGAAUUACGCAUAUCAAAAGAAUCAAAUCUAUUCGUGCUCAUGGGGUCCACCAGAUGACGGCAGAUCUAUGGACGCUCCAGGAAUACUCAUCAAAAGAGCUAUGCUCAAUGCUGUCCAGAAUGGACGAGGUGGCCUGGGUUCAAUCUAUGUGUUUGCUUCUGGAAAUGGAGCUAUGAACGAGGACAACUGCAAUUUUGAUGGGUACACAAACAGCAUCUACAGUAUCACUGUGGGGGCUAUUGACCGAAAAGGGCUUCAUCCAUAUUAUUCUGAGAAAUGCUCAGCCCAAUUGGUUGUGACCUACAGCAGUGGCAGUGGGGAUGCUAUUCACACCACAGACGUUGGCACCAAUGCUUGCUACUCUGGACACGGCGGAACUUCAGCUGCAGCACCACUCGCAGCAGGGAUCUUUGCUCUCGUCUUGCAAAUCCGGCCAGACUUGACCUGGCGAGACAUGCAAUAUUUGGUCAUGCAGACUGCCUUGCCGAUCGAUCUCGAGACGGGCGAGUGGCAAACAACUAGUAUAGGACGAAAGUUCAGUCACACUUUUGGAUACGGAAAAAUCGACACUUGGGCUACAGUUGAAGCUGCCAAGACUUUCCAGAACGUCAAACCUCAGGCGUGGUAUUAUUCACCUUGGAUCCAUGUGAAUCAAGCUAUUCCUCAAGGUGAUCAGGGCUUGGCUGUCUCUUUUGAAGUCACAGCAGAUAUGUUGAUGGCUGCUAAUGUUGAGCGUCUCGAGCAUGUCACUGUUUCCAUGAAUAUUGACCACAAACGAAGAGGUGACUUGAGCGUUGAUCUCGUCAGCCCUGAUAAGGUCAUUAGUCAUCUUUCUGUCACUCGUCGACUAGAUACCGCCGCUGAAGGUUAUAAUGAUUGGACUUUCAUGUCUGUUGUUCACUGGGGCGAGUCUGGUAUCGGUACAUGGACAAUUAUUGUCAAAGACACGGUGGUCAACGAAUUUAACGGUACUUUCAUUGACUGGCACCUGAAACUUUGGGGCGAGUCUAUCGACGCUUCAAAGGCAACCCUACUGCCAAUGCCAUCUGAACACGAUGAUGAUAACCACGACCUAGUCGUCUCAACCACCACAAUUGCAGGUGCCACGACAUCCGUGACCCCAGUAGCCACACCAACGUCUCUCAUGGCCAAUCCCACCGACCAUCCCGAUCGUCCUACUAAACCCACAGGCACAACGGAUGAAGAGACCAGCGCUACCGCAACCAGCUCUCCUGCUGCUACAACCAGUGCUUCAAGUUGGCUCCCAUCAUUCUUCCCCACUUUCUCUUCAAAGACUCAGUUCUGGAUUUAUGGUGCUGCAGCAUUAAUCCUUAUCUUCUGCUCGGCCCUUGGCAUUUAUCUCUACAUGGCCCGCCGCAAGAGACUUCGUAACAACCCCCGCGAUGAAUGGGAAUUCGACCUCCUCGAAGAAGAUGAGACCGAAGGUCUCACAGGCGGCGGCAAGAAAGGCACUAAGAAAGGAGGCAAGCGCCGAGCAGGCGAGCUCUAUGAUGCCUUUGCUGCAGGAAGCGACGAGGAGAGCGAAGAGUAUCUCGAUGAAGGCGGUGAUGAGAGAGAAAAGAAGCUCUAUGAGAGCGAUGAUGAGGGAAAGCAUGUCAUUGGUGAAGACGAGGAUGAGGAGGAGGGUGAUCACAAUGAGAAGAACCAGGGAGAGCAUUUGUUGCGAAAGUAA
This is a messenger RNA of Mollisia scopiformis, 2520 nucleotides long. RefSeq lists its product as uncharacterized. The transcript is spliced from 3 exons. Gene Ontology annotation, molecular function: serine-type endopeptidase activity. NCBI's taxonomy places the organism in Eukaryota, Fungi, Ascomycota, Leotiomycetes, Helotiales, Mollisiaceae. Gene Ontology annotation, biological process: protein processing. Bases 1 to 2520 code for a protein of 839 amino acids. The record is from RefSeq and is a predicted model, not a curated record. Gene Ontology annotation, cellular component: Golgi membrane; trans-Golgi network.